Cebus imitator (Panamanian white-faced capuchin) is the source of this 1234-nucleotide messenger RNA. It is a transcript of the gene TMEM88, whose product is annotated as transmembrane protein 88. Bases 156 to 845 code for a protein of 229 amino acids. The record is from RefSeq and is a predicted model, not a curated record. Gene Ontology annotation, cellular component: plasma membrane. Gene Ontology annotation, biological process: negative regulation of canonical Wnt signaling pathway. Gene Ontology annotation, molecular function: PDZ domain binding. The transcript has 2 exons. Lineage: Eukaryota; Metazoa; Chordata; Mammalia; Primates; Cebidae.
AGGGGCAGAGGGGUCUUCCCAACCCUACCCCUAUUUUCAGUGAUUUUUGUGUGAGAAUAUUAAUAUUAAAAAUAAAAGCAGAAAAAAAAUCCUGUUUCGCUAACGUGCUGGUUGAUAGCAGGGAGAGUACCGGGAGGGCUGCAAGACCGUGAUUGAUGGGGAGGACUGCGCAGACCCUGGCAAGGGCGAGCCCCUCCCCGGAGGUGCCUGUGGAAUGUCCAGGGCUCUGGUCCGCUCCUCAGGAUGGGGGGUGCCUAAUCCUACAGCCGCAUUCCAGGAUAAGGGGGGUGGGGAGAGGCUGGGCCGGGGGAGGGGCAGGAAAGAGGACUAUAAGGCAGCGGCCCAGGCGGGCGGGAUACAGGCAGGCCAUGGCGGAUGUCCCCGGGGCACAGCGAACGGUUCCCGGCGGCCCAGAGCCCCGGGACCCCCUGGACUGCUGGGCCUGCGCUGUGCUUGUAACAGCCCAGAAUCUGCUGGUGGCCGCCUUCAAUCUUCUCCUGUUGGCGCUGGUGCUAGGGACCAUCUUGCUACCCGCUGUCACCAUGCUGGGCUUCGGCUUCCUCUGCCACUCUCAGUUCCUGCGCUCCCAGGCACCCCCUUGCACCGCGCACCUGCGGGACCCCGGUUUCACGGCCCUUCUGGUCACCGGAUUCCUGCUCCUCGUGCCGCUGCUCGUGCUUGCUCUGGCCAGCUACCGCCGCCUCUGCCUGCGCCUCCGCCUAGCUGAUUGCCUCGUGCCCUACAGCCGAGCCCUUUAUCGGCGUCGGCGCGCCUCGCAGCCGAGGCAAACCCGGGCUUCACCAGGGUCCCAGGCCCUUCCCACAUCAGGAAAGGUCUGGGUCUAAUUAUCCCCGAGUCAAGAAGAACCCUGACGGCUGCCUUCCCUCUUAUUCGGCCUAAGGACUGGAAGCCCCGCAUCUUCCGACCUGCCCUGCCCCCACCCCUGCCUGAUCGGAGUCCUAACAUCCCUUUGGGAACAGCUGCAUCAGUGGACCCAGUGCUGAUGAAAGCCCCUACAUCUCGGAAAACCCCCUUUCCCUCCAUUACCCACUUCUAAAUCCUCAACUUCUGGGCUGGACCCUGCACACCUCCCCCUCAGCCCUGUCGUGAAUGGGACCACAAUCUCAUGCCCUCCUUUUAUGGGGCAGCUCAUCCGGUAUUUCUGGGGCUGGGGGGCGGGGCCGGAGGGGAAGGAGUGUCCACGCAUCAAUAAAGAUUUAACGAACGUGCUCUG